GGAAAGCAUUUGGUUACCUCCCUCUUGCUGACAGGUAAAGUUGUUGAUGUAGGAAAAUAAGUUGUGCUGCUUCUUCGUCACAUGGGUUCAAUACAGGAAGCAGCGUCCACAAGUGUUACCAGCCAAACAACUUUACACAAGCUGGCGGUGUGUCGAAGUGUCUCUUCUGGAUUUUAAGUGCACUGUCAGGUCAAUAACAGGGCAAGGAAGUGAAGUAAGCUGCUAUACUGUACGUGGUGUCAGCUCUCGCCAUGAAGAUUUCAGAUGGGAACAAAGAAGAGUGGGGAGAUGAGCCAGCCUGGAGAUUUGGAUUAUUUUUGAAAGUAAGAAAGUAAAAAUCCAAAAUGGAGUUUCUUAAAAGCCUGGUACCAGCGUCUAUGUCGGGAGAGGCAGUUGUUGGGGACCAUACAGCUGGGUCGAAGGAGACUGGCCCCAGGCUACUGCGGAUGAGGAGACUGGGCUUGCUGGCCAUGGGACACACCAUAGAAGAGGACAGUACAGAGCAGGGGGGGCAGGUGGAUGUGGGUGCGCACAGACACGCCCUCAAAGGAAACAUCCGCCAUAUUAGAAAGCGCUCCUUCUUUUCACAUCCUUCUGUGGCCGUGGUCACGGGUCACACUGCUUCUACCCCAGUCAGCAGCAGCGCCAGUAGACGCCGUGCACCCGCCUCGGUCACUCCUCUGUCCUGGGACAAGCAGCACAUCGCCGCCAUGUCGAGCAUCACCAUCGACCCCGAGCUCAAACCGGGCGAGUUUGUCAUUAAGAGCCUGUUUGCAGAGUUCGCUGUGCUGGCGGAGAAGAAGAUCGAGAUGGUCAUGGCUGAACCACUGGAGAAGCCCCUUUCCCGAUCACUUCAGAGAGGGGAAGAUGCACAAUUUGACCAGUUAAUAAGCUCUAUGAGCUCAAUAGCAGAGCACUGUUUGCCCUCCCUUCUGCGCACACUGUUCGACUGGUACCGGCGGCAGAGCGGCACCGAAGACGAGUCUUAUGAGUACAGGCCUCGUGCCAGCACCAAGUCCAAAGGAGAUGAACAGCAUCGUGACAAAGAUUACCUUUUGGAACGGAGAGACUUAGCUAUAGAUUUCAUAUUUUGUUUAGUCUCUGUUGAAGUACUAAAACAGAUUCCUCUUCACCCAGUGCCAGAUGGUUUAGUACAUGAAGUCCUGAACCUGGCAUUUAAGCACUUUAAACAUAAAGAGGGUUACUGUGGGCCCAACACUGGCAAUGUGCACAUCAUUGCAGAUCUUUAUGCAGAGGUCAUCGGAGUCCUUACACAGUCAAAAUUUCAGGCUGUGAGAAAGAAAUUCAUCACAGAGUUGAAGGAGCUGAGGCAGAAGGAGCAGAGCCCCUACAUCGUCCAAAGCAUCAUCAGCCUCAUCAUGGGCAUGAAGUUCUUCAGGGUGAAAAUGUACCCCGUGGAGGAUUUUGAGGCGUCUUUUCAGUUUAUGCAGGAGUGUGCUCAGUAUUUCCUGGAGGUCAAGGAUAAGGAUAUCAAGCACGCAUUGGCCGGCCUUUUCGUCGAGAUCCUCAUCCCUGUGGCUGCUGCGGUGAAAAAUGAAGUGAAUGUACCAUGUCUAAAAAAUUUUGUGGAGAUGCUUUAUCAGACGACGUUUGACCUUAGCUCUCGGAAAAAGCAUUCCUUGGCUCUGUAUCCUCUGGUGACUUGUCUGCUGUGUGUCAGUCAGAAGCAGUUCUUUCUCAACAACUGGCACAUUUUCCUCCAGAACUGCCUCUCACACCUUAAGAUACCUUCUAACAACAGCAUCCGAAAGCAGAUUGAGACGCUGCAGAACAAAGACCCCAAAAUGUCGCGUGUAGCACUAGAGUCACUCUACAGACUGCUGUGGGUUUACAUCAUCAGGAUCAAGUGUGAAAGCAACACAGUCACACAGACUCGACUCGUCAACAUCGUUUCAGCACUUUUCCCCAAAGGGUCCCGAAGUGUGGUGCCCAGAGACACUCCCCUCAACAUUUUUGUCAAGAUCAUCCAGUUUAUAGCUCAGGAAAGACUGGACUUUGCAAUGAAGGAGAUUAUCUAUGAUCUCCUCUGUGUGGGCAAGUCUCACAAAACGUUCACCAUCAAUCCAGAGAGAAUGAAUAUAGGUCUGCGAGCCUUCUUGGUCAUAGCAGACAGUUUACAGCAGAAAGAUGGAGAGCCCCCAAUGCCCACGACUGGGAUUAUCAUGCCAUCGGGUAACACUUUGAGGGUCAAGAAGAUCUUCCUCAACACCACACUUACAGAUGAAGAAGCAAAGGUUAUAGGGAUGUCACUUUACUACCCUCAAGUCAGAAAGGCCUUGGACAACAUCCUGAGACAUCUGGACAAAGAAGUGGGGCGCUCUAUGAGUAUGACCAGUGUCCAGCUGUCCAACAAGGAGCCUGAGGACAUGAUCACGGGAGAGAGGAAACCAAAGAUCGAUCUGUUCCGCACAUGUGUUGCUGCCAUUCCUCGACUAAUACCAGAUGGCAUGAGCAGACAAGACCUCAUUGAGCUCCUUGCAAAGCUGACUAUACACAUGGAUGAGGAGCUUCGUGGGCUUGCUUUCACCACUUUGCAGGCUCUCAUGGUGGACUUCCCAGAGUGGCGUGAGGACGUGCUCUCAGGGUUUGCGUACUUUAUCGUCCGGGAAGUGACAGACGUACACCCCUCUCUUUUGGACAACGCCGUGAAGAUGCUCCUACAGCUCAUCAGCCAGUGGAAACAAGCGGUGCAGAGCGGCAAUAAGGGCCACGAUGCUCAGGUCAAAAGCUCAGGCAACAGACACUCCCUCUCCCUGGACCGGAGCAACCCCCUGGGAGUGUUGCAUGUGGUGGAGGGGCUAGCCCUGGUGGUGCUCUGCAGCUGUAGACCAGCCACACGACGACUGGCUGUAAAUGUUCUCAGAGAAGUUAGAGCGCUGCACACGGCAUUGGGCAUCAGCAAGGGAGAUGAGGAGCUAGCCAUUGAUGUGAUGGACAGACUGAGCGCUCCAGUGUUGGAGAGUUUCAUUCACCUCACAGGAGCUGAUCAGACAAAUCUCCUGUACUGCCCUAGUGGCAUUGAUCUGCAGACUUUAGCAGAAUGGACCUCAUCUCCCAUCAGCCAUCAGUUUGAUGUGAUCAGCCCCUCCCACAUUUGGGUGUUUGCUCAUGUCACUCAGGGCCAGGACCCAUGGGUCAUCAGCUUCUCCAGCUACCUGCGGCAGGAGCACCUGCCCAAACACUGUCCCACUGCCCUCAACUAUGCAUGGAUGUUUGCAUACACGCGCCUGCAGCUGCUGUCCCCACAAGUCGACAUAAACAGCCCCAUUAAUGCGAAGAAGGUGAACACUCUGAACAGCAGUGACUCAUUUAUGGGUCUUUGGAGGAACUAUCUGAUCCUCUGCUGUAGCUCCGCCUCCUCCUGCUCCAUCAGCUCCUCCUCCUCCAGUUCCGGCUCCGUCCGCUGCUCCCCGCCUGAGACGCUGGCGUCCACGCCGGACAGCGGCUUCAGCUACGACUCAAAGAUUGUUGGCACUCCGUCCCCUUCCUCCUUAUUUAAACACAUUGUUUCCAUAAUGCGCUCUGAGAGCGCUUUGGAGAUCACAGAGUCCCUGGUGUUGGGGCUUGGCAGGACCAACCCCACGGUAUUCAGAGAGUUAAUGGAGGAGCUGAAUCCCAUCAUAAAAGAAGCUUUAGACAGAAGGCCUGAAAACAUGAAGCGGCGCAGGCGCCGUGACAUCCUCAGGGUCCAGCUGGUCCGGAUAUUUGAGCUUCUGGCAGAUGCUGGUGUCAUCAGUCAGAUAGCAAGUGGAGGCUUAGACGCAGAGAGCCACUCUCUAAACAGUACGCUGCUUGAGUAUGUUGAUCUGACGAGGCAGCUGCUCGAGGCGGAGAACGACAAGGACUCAGACACUCUGAAGGACAUCCGCUGUCACUUCAGUGCGCUCGUGGCAAACAUCAUCCAGAAUGUUCCAGUUCACCAAAGGAGGACCAUCUUCCCUCAGCAGUCUCUGAGACACAGUCUCUUCAUGUUGUUCAGUCAUUGGGCGGGACCCUUCAGCAUCAUGUUUACUCCUCUGGAUCGAUACAGUGACCGAAAUAUGCAGAUCAACCGCCACCAGUACUGUGCACUAAAGGCCAUGUCUGCGGUGUUGUGCUGCGGGCCUGUAGCAGACAAUGUUGGGCUCUCAUCUGAUGGCUACCUCUACAAAUGGCUUGAUAACAUCCUGGAUUCUCAGGACAAGAAGGUUCACCAGUUGGGAUGUGAGGCCGUCAUGCUGCUGUUGGAGUUGAACCCUGACCAGAAUAACCUUAUGUUCUGGGCUGUGGAUCGCUGUUACACCGGCUCACGGCGUGUGGCCGCUGGCUGUUUCAAGGCCAUUGCUAAUGUUUUUCACAACAGGGAUUAUCAAUUUGACACUGUGGUGCUGCUCAACCUAAUUCUGUUCAAGGCAGCAGAUUCCUCUAGGGACAUCUAUGAGGUGGCCAUGCAGCUGUUACAGAUUUUGGAGCCUAAGCUCUUUCGUUACGCUCACAAGUUGGAGAUCCAGCGGACAGAUGGCAUCCUGACACAUCCAUCAGCACUGCCACACCUUUACUCUGUGUCUUAUUAUCAGCUGUCUGAGGAGCUAGCAAGGACAUACCCAGAGCUCACACUACCCAUCUUCUCAGAGGUGAGCCAACGUAUCCAGACAGCACACCCUGGUGGUCGCCAGGUAAUGUUGCACUACCUCCUGCCAUGGAUGAACAACGUGGAGCUGGUUGAUUUUAAACCUACAUCACGACGCUCAGAGGAUUGUGGGAGUGGAGAGGAGGACGAGGAAGUUCAAGACCCAGAGAUCAUGAUGGUGAACAGCCGGCGCUGGCUCCACGGAGAGGGCUGGGGCUCACCACGUGCCACAGCCAUGGUUCUCAACAACCUCAUGUUCAUGACCGCUAAGUAUGGAGAUGAGUUUGCUUGGUCAGAGAUUGAGAACGUAUGGAUCACAUUAGCGGACAGUUGGCCAAAGAACCUCAAAAUCAUUCUACACUUCCUCAUCAGUAUGUCAGGAGUCAGCAGUGACCCCAGCCUCCUGCCCUAUGUGAAACGUGUGGUGGUUUACUUGGGCAGAGAUAAGACUAUGCAGUUGCUGGAGGAGUUGAUGAGUGAGUUGGACUUGACGGAGCCGGUGAGCUCAGCUGUCACUCACAUGGACAACCCUCCGUACUACCGCAUCACCUCCAGCUACAAGAUCCCCUCAGUCACCUCAGGAACAACAUCCAGCAGCAAUACAAUGGUGCCAGGAACAGAUGGACAUCAUGACAGCAAGAUAAAGGAUUCAAACAUGGAGGACAGUUACACCCACUUGGAGAUCUAUGGAGGUCUGAACAGUAAUCUGACUCGACAGCACCACCGUCUGGAGUCUCGCUACAGCAGCAGCUCUGGAGGCUCUUAUGAGGAAGAAAAGAGCGACUCGAUGCCACUUUAUGCUAACUGGCGUUUGAAAGUGAUGGAGCACAACCAACCUGAGCCACUUCCUUUCCCUCCCACUGGGGGCUGCUGGUCUCCUUUGGUUGACUAUCUCCCAGAGACAAACACCCCUGCGGUAACACUGCACAGAUGUAAUAUUGCGGUCAUCCUACUGACAGACCUCAUUGUGGACCACGGUGUCAAAGUGGAAUGGAGCGCAUACCUGCACCUUUUGCUUCAUGCCAUUUUUAUUGGUUUUGAUCAUCAGCACCCAGAGGUGUAUGAGCACUGCAAGCGUCUGCUCCUUCAUCUUCUCGUGGUUCAGGGGGCCAACAGCAGCGUUCAGUCUGUGGCAAUGGUGCUUCUACGAAACCGGGAGUUCAAUGAGCCUCGAGUCUUGACUGUGAAACCUGCUCCUCCAGAGUAUAAUCUCACUGGAGUGCAGGACUCAUUACCAGUUGACUGUCACCCGUCCCCGAUGACUGACUCUGGCCUCAGCACCAGUUCCACCUCCUCCAGUAUCAGUCUCGGAGCCGGGUCAAGCGCUCUGUCCCAACUGUCUCCUUCAUUCCUCAGUGAAGUAAACGCUACAGCUGAACAGGAUGAGAAAGUCAAAGCUCUCAUCGAAUUCAUUACAACAAGGAAACGUGGUCCAUUGUGGAAUCAUGAAGAUGUCUCCCCAAAGAACCCCAAUAUCAAAAGUGCUGAUCAACUCAGUAUUUUUGCCAGACAUGUUGUUACUGUCUUUAAGCAUUCCCAGUCAGGUGACCAACUGGAGUCAUUGCUGAGUGAAGUGGCUUUACAAACAGCUUUGUCUUGUUCAUCCCGUCACUAUGCCGGACGCUCAUUUCAGAUUUUCAGAGCCCUCAAACAACCUCUGACCCCUGCUACACUCUCUGACAUUUUGUCUCGACUGGUAGAGACUGUAGGAGACCCGGGAGAGGAGGCGCAGGGCUUUGUCAUUGAACUGCUGCUUACUCUGGAGGCAGGCAUCGACACACUUGCAGACACACUCAAGAAUUAUGACCUCCUCACUGCUUUAGCACAGACGCCCACACGUGAGCACUUGCUUGGGCCCAAAUUCGCUGCAAACCGGAAGAGUACGGGCCAGCUGAACUUGAACUCCGGUGGUCUGUAUAGUUAUGUUCAUGCCCGCAGUAAUUCUCUCCGCACCAGCCUGAUGGGAGAACGAAAAGGCGACAAGCGGCGAAGUAACACACUAGAUGUUGCUGAUCGCCUCAGUGGAAGCCACGGAAAUCUUGCACGAACUCGGAGCUUAUCGUCUUUACGUGAGGGUGGUGGAGGGGGUCCCACUGUGGACUCUAUGCCGACUGUUGACCCUUCAAAUCUGCUGGCCACAAUGUUCUGGAUAGCCACGUCUCUGCUGGAGUCAGACUAUGAAUUUGAGUACCUUCUGGCCCUGCGCUUACUCAACAAGCUCCUGGGACAUCUGCCUCUGGAUAAAGCCGAGAGCAGGGAGCGUUUGGAGAGGGUUCUGGCCAAACUUAAGUGGUACAGUUUCCCUGGACUCCUGCAGCUCUUCUUAAAGGGCUUCACCUCUGCAUCCACUCAGGAGCUCACCAUCCACCUGCUCAGCAAACUCAUCAGUGUGUCCAGGCACACGCUGGUGGACCCCUCGCAAGGAGCAGGUUUCCCAUUAAAUAUUUUGUGCCUCCUGCCACACCUCAUUCAGCACUUUGACAGCCCGACUCCCUUUUGCAAGGACACGGCUGAUAGAAUAGCCAAGGUUUGCACAGAUGAGAAGUCUGAUGCUUUGGCCAAUCUGGCGCACAUGAUGACGCUCUAUAGGAAACAAAACUACUCUCGGGACUGCACCAACUGGAUCAACGUGGUCUGCCGCUACCUCCACAUGGCCUUUGCCGACAUAACCCUGAAUCUUGUUACUUAUUUAGCUGAGUUGCUGGAGAAGGGUCUUCCCAGCAUGCAACAGUCGCUUUUACAGAUCAUCUACAGCCUGCUGAAUUAUAUUGAGCUGUCAGCAGCCCCUGUCAAACAGUUUAACCUGGAAAUCAUGAAGAUCAUUGGCAAAUAUGUCCAGAGCCCACAUUGGAAGGAGGCCCAAAACAUCCUGAAACUGGUGGUGUCCCGCUCUGCCAGCCUCGUUGUCCCUGACGAUGUGCAACGUUCCUACAGCACCGAAUCAUGUGGCUCUCCCGAAAUCGCUUUCACACGUAUUUUUAAUAACUCGUCCAAAGAGUUGCCAGGGAAAACUCUGGACUUCCACUUUGAUAUCUCAGAGACACCAAUCAUAGGGCAUAAGUAUGGGGACCAGCGCACAGCAGCGGGCCGUAAUGGAAAGCCUCAGGUCAUUGCAGUAACAAGAAGUACCUCGUCCACAUCGUCUGGAUCUAACUCAAACGGUCUGGUGCCAGUUAGCUGGAAGAGGCCUCAACUCUCUCAGAGACGAACUAGAGAGAAGCUCAUGAAUGUCUUGUCUCUGUGUGGUCCUGAAUCGGGUGUUGCGAAAAAUCCUUCUGUAAGACUCCUCUCGUACUCUAAAGCCUCUGACAAGGUGGUGUUUUCGUCCAAUGAAGAUCUUGACACCGGGGACCAGCAGACCAGCCUCAUUCCGACUGUGGAGGAGGUGGUCAGAGAAGAGGACGUACAGGGAGAAGACACAGGAAGUGAGCAACAGUUUGGGGUCUUCAAGGACUUUGACUUCCUGGAUGUGGAGCUGGAAGAUGCCGAGGGAGAGAGCAUGGACAACUUCAACUGGGGUGUCCGGCGGCGCUCCUUGGAGAGUAUGGACAAAGGGGACGGAGACGGGGACACUCCAUCCCUGCAGGAGUGCCAGUAUUCAGGCAGCACGCCAAGCCUAAAUCUCACCAACCACGAAGACACGGACGAAUCGUCAGAGGAGGAGGUACUGAGCGCUAGCCAGAUUCUCAACCGCUCUCGUCUCCUCAACAGUGAUUCAGCCACAGAUGACACGGCUUCCAACCAUGUGGACUCCCUCCAGCAGUCGCAGGAAUCAUCCAGCAGUGCCCUAACAGAGGAGCACCCUGUCCUGCCCUCCUCUUUACCCACCCUCCCUCACCUGGAUAGCCCUUCCCUCCCUCACCUGGAUAGCCCCAUGUUGGAGAGGGCCCACUCAGACAGCACCAGCAGCCAGCUGCCUGAGGAUGCUGUGAGUAUGACUGCGGUGGACGAGCUUAGCAGCAGCGUCAGUGAAGAUACAGGGUUUUGUAGCGCCCCUCCUCUGCCGCCGGACCUCUCUGAUCCCCAUGACCCGUCAGACGGUCAGGACUUGGAUGAUGCACAGGAGGACAUGCCAGAGGUGCUAGAGGUUCAGGAGGAGGUACUGGAGGUCUUGGAGGAGAUUUUGGAGGUACAGGAGGAAGUCUUGGACCCUCAGGUGGAGUUGGACCCCGCCCCCCCUCCUCCGCCCGCCAUAGAUACACCCCCAGGCUCUCUUUGUGAGGAAGUGCUACCCCUCCCUCCUGAGGCUAAACCUGACCCAGAGCAGGACCCGGACAGCACCUGUGGGUCCAUGUGGGAGAAUGAUGUGACCCAGGCCCUGAAGGAGCUGGAUGAGCGCUGUGAAGAGGAGGGGGGCGAUUUCUCCGGGAUGUCCAGUCAGGAUGAAGGUGACGCAGACUGUUUCCCCGAGGUCCAGGCCUCUCCCCCUCCGUCUCCCUUCCUGUCAGCCAUAUUGGCCGCUUUCCAGCCUGUCGCCUAUGACAACGAGGAGGACGCUUGGCGUUGUCAUGUCAACCAGAUGUUGUCCGACUCCGAUGGCUCCUGCGCAGUGUACACCUUCCACGUGUUCUCCAGGCUCUUCCAGAAUAUCCAGAGGAAGUUUGGCUCCAUCACCCAUGCAUCAGUGCGUUUUCUGGGCGAGCGGCUGCAGCGGAUGGGGAACCAGUUCCUCAGCUCUCUGGAGGUGAUGACAUCGCGCUCCCAGUGCCCCACAGUGCUGCUGGAUGCUGAGACGCUUGUGUCCUGUGGUCUGCUGGAGACUCUGAAGUUCAGUGUACUGGAGCUGCAGGAGCACCUGGACACAUACAACAACAAGAGAGAAGCAGCCGAGAUCUGGCUGGACAACUGCAGGAAGACUUUUGGGGACAAAGAUAGUAGCCAAAAAUCCAACACUCAUGCACAGGAGCUGGAGCUGUGUCGGCGUCUGUACAAACUGCACUUCCAGCUGCUGCUGCUGUUUCAGGCCUACUGUAAACUCAUCAGCCGUGUGGACACCAUUAAGAGAGAGGCCGAGGUUACUAACAUGUCUGAGGAGCUGAGUCUGCUGGAGAGCUGUCUGAAGGAGGCGGAGCUAGAGGCAGAUGUUCAGGAGGACGUGUGUAUGUCGGACCACGCUCACACCAGUACCGAGACUGCCAUCCAGUCCUUGAUCGAGACCCUGAGAGCGCGGGACUUCAGCUCCGCCCUCACGCAGGUCAAAGUCUUCAGGUCUUUGUGGCCAAACGAUAUCUUUGGAAACGAGUCGGACAACGCGGUCCAGACUCUUCUGCACAUUUACUUUCGGCACCAGACGCUGGGCCAGACGGGUUGCCUGGCUGUGGUGGGGCCUAGCAGGGACCUGUCCCAGGCUAGCGCUCGCCUCAUGGAGCUCAACCUGCAGAUCCGCGAGGCUCUAAGCCGGGCUCAGGCCCCACCCACCAUCAUCAGCACUGGGCUGUAGGCCUCAGGACACUGGACUGAACUUAAGAGCCCCCUGCCCUGUCCCAGGACAGGCAGAGGGCUCAGGAGGGACUCCACUUUAAAGGGCUAAAGGAUGUGUGGGAAUAACUGACUCUUCAUCUGUAUCAUUACAUAUGUGAGCAAGUAGAGCUAAUAUUGUUUCCCAGACAAGCCAAUCUGCAAAAUUCAGUUGCAAUAAGUCGUUGUAGAGUGCCUGAAAAGACGGAGACAGGAUGCACUGCUCCUGAGCUCCUUUAGUUUUUGCUGGAUCUGCCCUGGGCCUUCUCACAGACCUAUGGGCAAAGAGGGGCCUUAGGCGGAGAGGGCCAAAGGAGGCGUCAGGAGUCCAACAGAGAAUCUUUAGUUUUCAAAAGCAUGCUUGAAAGAGAAGAUUGCUGCAAGAAUAUUUUUUUGAGAAAUGUAUUUUUAUUAGAGCUAACAUCCUAGGUUGUAAAUGUUAGGGUAUUUAACAUGUAUUGAACCCUGUGGGGAUGUCCACCCUCAGGGAUUGUAAAAAGAGAAAUGUAUGGUCUUUGGAUCUGCUGCAACAGGUCCUGACGCAAAACUCACUCUUUAACCAAAUAAGUAGCUGCCUUUAGUCCCACUGUGCGCUGUAUAUGAGAUAUUCUGAUAUACACGCACUGAUGCAUACAGACUGGCUACAACUCAUUAUGGAAACAUAACUUAUUUUACUCUGUAUAUAUUUUAGAAAUGUAUAGUGUAAAACCAGUAUUUUUCCCUUGUAUUUUGUGUAAUGCACUGUUAUAAAGCCAACGAGAUGAGAGGAAGUCAAGACCACAUUUAAGUCUUUAAGUUUGUUUUUUCAUCCAACCACAAACUUCAGAAAUCACCCGUCAGUCUUGGUAAGGGGUCGUGGUCAGUGGGGUCAUGGCACAUUUGGGAUGAGCCUUGUGGGAUCGUGUGUGGCCUAUAGACUCCAGUUGCACCAAAUCACCAAACCACGUCCUAUGCAUUCCUUCUGUCCACUGUGAUUCUGUUGUCCCUGGCGUAUCUAUGUAAAGCUUUAUGAGAGGGGCGUGGGUUAUUGUCUCUGUAGGUUGACCACUGCAGCGCCCCCAAUGUCAUGUUGAAGUCAAUGCGCUCAGAAUGGCCCAUAGUGCUGCUGUGACUGCUGGAUUUAAACCCAAAUGCUUUUUGGAAAUUGCGGCACAUGGUUGUCAGUCACUGUACUCAUUCCUCAGAGAGCUUUUUCCUGCUUGUUUGGUACAUAUGAAUGCUGUUCUUAAUUAUUUAAUGAAAAAUAUUAUUUACCUGGAAAAUGCAUUAAUGUAGAGGUGCAUUAUACAGUUUUUUCUUCACUCACAUACCAGCCUUCUCUGGAUAAAUAAAAUCUAAUCAAUAAAUUAAA
This is a messenger RNA of Boleophthalmus pectinirostris (great blue-spotted mudskipper), 11438 nucleotides long. It is a transcript of the gene fryl, whose product is annotated as furry homolog, like. The record is from RefSeq and is a predicted model, not a curated record. Lineage: Eukaryota; Metazoa; Chordata; Actinopteri; Gobiiformes; Gobiidae. Gene Ontology annotation, cellular component: site of polarized growth; cell cortex. Gene Ontology annotation, biological process: neuron projection development; cell morphogenesis. The transcript has 63 exons. The coding region runs from base 345 to 10070 and encodes 3241 amino acids.